GGGAUAAUCGCCGACCUGCCGACCAUCACACCCGUUCCUACGUCAUGUAUCAAUGAAUUGUCUUUUUGAUUCCUUGGUUUUCAUAUCAACUCCGGAUAUUCCAACCGCAAUGGGCUGCAUUGAAUCGAGAUUGUUUCUCAAACGCCCCCGACAAACACAGUUUCUCACCGCGUUCUGGUGACACAGCCAUGCGGCCGGUUUAAGGCUGACAGAGGGGCACAAGAAACAAUUCUUGGACGACUCGUCGAGAUGACAGGCAGUUCCCCGCUCAGUGCGACACUACCAUGCCCGGAGAAUUUCCUGGUGUGACUUGUUGUGCAGGCCUGCAAUGUUUCCUGCUACCGAGCUCGCGCAGCCAGCCCAACGCGAUCUCUGAUCAGCAUCAUAACCCGAAUUAUUCGUGGAGCUUGACGAUUGCUUCGAUAGUCGUCUCAGUCGAAUAUUGUCUCGAAGGCAAUGCUGUUCUAACGGCGCGGAGUGCUCCACGAGCUCUGCAAUUGUCUCAUGGCCUGAUAAAAUCAAGAAAUCUGCAGUGGACCUCACAUCAGGAGACGUGUCUGCCAAGAAUAAAUAUCAACAAUGGUCGCGUUCGGGUCGCCAAUCCACGUGAUUGUCGCCUUCGAGCACUGUCUUGAGCAAAGUGUCCAUGCCUGCGUCUUCUCCACAGGAUCAAUGGAAAAAGGCCGAUGUAAGCCAGCGGUUAGGAGUUGUAGACCUGAGGGAAGUCGUCCAGACUCUUGGGUGGCAGCUGCUGACGUUGAGCCAUAUCGUGGCGUUCUGUGCAGCGUUACAGCCUUGCCGUGGCUUGCAACGUUUUCCACAAAUAUCCUCGAGAACCUUCAGGCCCAUGGACAUUGCAGUUUACACGUGUGUGCACCUCGAUAUUUGGUUACAGAGUUUGCACAUUCUUCGCCACCAGCGUCAUAUAUUCGAGAAGAGUGUCGUGUGCUAUAUAUCAGGAUGCCUAAUUGGUAACCCCCAGAAAGAGUUAGAGUUACAUAUUUGAAGAACGCAUGAUCGCGAGGCUAGCACGAUCAUCCCGCAUAGUGCACGAUCAACGCAGUCAAUCUGCAAAUUGCCAACCAGAGCGAGGGUCGAGGAAUGCUUAUGCCAAUUUCCGGAUGAACUGAAUUCUAUCCUGGCAGAAUCGACUAUUCAGAGCAGCU
Molecule: messenger RNA, 1166 nt
Organism: Cladophialophora immunda
Lineage: Eukaryota; Fungi; Ascomycota; Eurotiomycetes; Chaetothyriales; Herpotrichiellaceae
Exons: 1
Coding region: 580-975 (131 amino acids)
Source: RefSeq, a predicted model, not a curated record